ACUUGCUUCAUUGGACACAAGUCAUGCCCCACCGACGCAAGGUCAUUUGCUGCUUCAAGGACUGUGCGAACCCGGCCUUGGCGCGGUCCACGAAAUGCCUCCUCCACCGGUACCGCGAGCGCUGCGAGGUCGAGGGCUGUCCCAACCAAGUGUACGCCCGCCAGCGCUGCGUGCGCCACGGUGGCAAGCGCCGCUGCCAACGCGCAGGCUGCUGCCGCAACGUCCGGACCGGCACCUUUUGCUCCAAGCACAACCCCGAGGUUGACAAGCAGUGCUCGGAGGAGGGCUGCACGCGCCAGGCCCACGCGCGCCAAAAAUGCGUGCGCCACGGCGGCGGCCGGCUCUGCAGCGUCGCGACCUGCUCGGCGUAUGCGCGGCGCGAGGGCAUGUGCAUUCGGCACCACCGCCUCGCGACGGCCGAGUCGUCGCUCGACGACUCCAACACCAUGUCGGAAGAGGACUUUGCCGCGCUGCUCGAAAUCUGCGAGCACGACGACGAGGUGGUUGCAGCGCCGGUCCCGCCCCACGAGGAGCUCGCGUUCAUCGAGUCGCUCGUCAACAGCGCCGUGUUCGACCACGUCGUCGAGUACGCGGUCGGUCGGUCGGGUGUAUGACCCCCGCAGCGUCUCUCCAUCAAGACGCUCCCGGUCUCUACCAAAGGUCUAUUUGCUCGAAUCGAACCCACAUAUCUAUGUUUCCCGC
This is a messenger RNA of Saprolegnia parasitica CBS 223.65, 702 nucleotides long. RefSeq lists its product as hypothetical. Lineage: Eukaryota; Oomycota; Saprolegniomycetes; Saprolegniales; Saprolegniaceae. The record is from RefSeq and is a predicted model, not a curated record. The transcript has a single exon. Bases 24 to 614 code for a protein of 196 amino acids.